AGCGAUUUUGGCCCAAAGUGACCUCUCCGUCCCAUUCUCGCAGCUUCCGAAUCGCACAAUGUCCGUUUCCGGCCCAUGCAAGUCCUUCAACGGCAUGAAGGGCUGGGGGUUCAUUGACUAUGGCGGUCAGGAUGUGUUUGUCCACAUCAAGGAUUGCGUCGGAGGUCAGCCAGCUCCAGGUGAUGCGUUAACAUUUGACUUGGAGGAGUCAGCACCUGGAAAGUAUAAGGCGAAGAAUGUAAGCGGAGGCUCAGCCCCAAGAACCCAAGAUGCCAUGAUGGGCAAGGUCACUCCAGUGGAGGGCACUGGUGCGUACACAGGCACUGUGAAGUCCUUCAAUGCCCAGAAGGGUUUUGGCUUCAUUCAAGCAGAUGGCAUGGAAGACAUCUUUGUCCACAUGAAGGGCUGCGUAGGCACGCUACCGAACGCGGGCGAUGUCGUGAAGUUUGACAUGGAGCCGAGCCCAACGAAGCCCGGACAGUACCAGGCCAAGAAUGUCACGGGUGGCACGGCUCCAAUGAGCCAGCCUGGCAUGGGUGGAAUGGGCAAGGGCUAUGGUGGCAUGGGCAUGGGGAUGAUGGGAGGCAUGGGAUGUGGCAUGGGUGCAAUGGGUAUGAUGGGCGGCCUGAAGGGCGGCAUGAUGGCAGGGGGAGGAGGAGGAGGAGGAAUGAUGGGCCCUUAUGGCAAGGGAAUGAAGGGAAAAGGUGGUGGCUACGGCGGCUAUGGCGGGUACGGCUGGUAAAUUUGCCAGGACAAUCCCUUGUGAUGCCAUUGUUGACAUUCGGCACCAAGGAUGUGGCAGCAUCACUUGAAAAAACGGGUCCUU
Messenger RNA from Durusdinium trenchii, 826 nucleotides. Lineage: Eukaryota; Dinophyceae; Suessiales; Symbiodiniaceae. The record is from the annotation of a GenBank genome assembly.